UUGAACUUGUUUCAUUAUGACGCUCAACUUGCCUCUCCUUACCCUAUCGGACAAUGUGUGGAGAGUAGGUGACGACAAAUCUCCACGUUUUCAAACGUCCAUUUUUUCACAAAUGAAGCGUGCCGGAAGUUUGACUCGCGAUCGGAAAAUCUGUUUUGAAAAGUGCAUUUUUGACCGGAAAAAUUUGGAAAAUGGCAUGCUGCAUUCCAUUUACUUCGUGUUUUACCGGCUGGUUCACCAAAUCUAGCUCGAACGUUGUUCGGCCGCAGUAUUCAGUCUCCCCGGCGGCAACUGCCCGCAAUCGCAACAAACUACGUCAAUGCGCUUGCGGCGGCCAUCAUGGGGGGCGAUUUGCGGAACCCGUCACAGUUCCCACUAAAACGGGCCGCCUGAAAAAGAUUCUGCGUGAUAAGCGUUCGCGGAAGGAGGAAGAGAAAGCACCGCUGCCGGAACCGUGCACCGUAUCGCAGCUGCCUGCGGGAGUUCUGAAGCAUUGGGCUCCCCAAAGCCGCUGCUGCGAGGAAGUGAUGGAGGAAAUCCGCUUGAGUUCGAUGGGUGGCGAUUCGGAUGCUUCCCCGGUGGAACCGGGGGCCAAUGAUAACGAGAAGCGCGAUAUGUUGGCACGGUUCCGGAGCUUGUUCGUCAAGCAAAAAACACCGGAAGAGCUGGAAAUGGAAGCCUUGAGAAAAGAACGGAAAGCGGUAAUCAAAUAUCUCAAGUGGGUGGGUCUCUAUGACCAGCGCAUGUCUUACGAGCACAUGAAGAAACUCAAAACCGUCACCGAAGACGCCCUGGAAUCGGAACGGCAAAAAGUGGAAAUCGAAAUGAAAGAACUUGAACGCCCAAAAGAUGCGUCCGUGCUUGAAUCCGGUCCGGAAAACGUUCCCGGGACUGAGCAACCAACCGUCCCGAAGAUUGAACCGGUGGCAGUUUCGGAAGAGAAAUCCGAACAGUUUGUGGUGCCCAGGCCAGAGGGUCCACUGGAGGAGACCGAUGGUACAGUUAUUCAUCCCGGAACGGGACUACCUGUCUCGGCGCCCAUUGACCUCCCCAGUACGGUUUGGCAUUUGCCCAUGCCAUUUGUCCCGAUUAUCAAAGAUAACAUGUUGUUGCACAUUCUACCAGGUGAUGUUCCGUGCAUCCAGUGCAAUCCGGAAGCGAUCGUGGUCCAAGCCGAGAUACACCCGGAACCCAAAACGGAUGAGGCAAUGGAACCGAUGAACGAGGACAAAGGCGUCGAACAACCGGUGGCAGAAAUGGCGAACGAAGUGCGACCACCUCCUCUUCCGGCCAAGAUCAAGCCCCGUGUCGUAGGUUUUGUGCUGAAACCGGGAGUUACCCUCGAAGAUUUGGACGCAAUCGAAGUCGACCCGCACUACAAUCCGUCGGAGGUGGGGGAAGAGCAGGACCGAGCGAAUCCGAUGAAGCCCUUCAAAGAUUAUUUCACCCCGAAGCCGUUGCAGAAUUUGCGAUGGACUUUCGGGCAUCCGUAAGUUAUUACGCAACGAUUGCCUAUUUGGUGGAAUUGAAGAAUUUUGCUUUAAGAGAAACUAAUAAUUUGUAAGUAUCUAUGCCAUGUAUCAUAGCUGUAAGAUAGACCAAAACCGUUGAUUGUAAUUGUCGAUAUUGACUAAAUUGAACAUGUUUUAAGAAACAGAAAUUUGCUCUUG
This is a messenger RNA of Aedes aegypti (yellow fever mosquito), 1670 nucleotides long. RefSeq lists its product as uncharacterized. The transcript has 3 exons. The record is from RefSeq and is a predicted model, not a curated record. Bases 192 to 1493 code for a protein of 433 amino acids. Lineage: Eukaryota; Metazoa; Arthropoda; Insecta; Diptera; Culicidae.